Molecule: messenger RNA, 2540 nt
Organism: Perca fluviatilis (European perch)
Lineage: Eukaryota; Metazoa; Chordata; Actinopteri; Perciformes; Percidae
Product: calpain-2 catalytic subunit-like
Exons: 21
Coding region: 146-2251 (701 amino acids)
Biological process (GO): proteolysis
Cellular component (GO): cytoplasm
Molecular function (GO): calcium-dependent cysteine-type endopeptidase activity; calcium ion binding
Source: RefSeq, a predicted model, not a curated record
CACUCCCUUUCUGGCACAUCACACACCUGCAGCCCCACCUCUUUUCCUGCAGACUCUCCCAAAACUUUCCAGAAACCAAACACCCUCCAGGCUCUCCGCUCCAGACUCCAGACUCUUUUCUCCAGACUCCGGACACAGCUGCAUCAUGUCGGGCAUCGCCGCCACCCUGCAGCGCCGCCGGGAGAAGGAUCGGGGAAUCGGCUCGUGCAGCCAGGCGGUGAAGUACCUGAACCAGGACUACGAGGCUCUGCGGCGGCGCUUCCUCGAGUCCGGAAGCCUCUUUAAGGACGACGCGUUCCCGGCGGAGACCUCUUCUCUGGGCUUCAAAGAGCUGGGCGCGGGCUCCUACAAGAUCCGCGGGGUUUCCUGGCAGAGACCGACGGAGUUGACCUCUGACCCCCAGUUCAUCGUCUCCGGAGCCUCCAGGACCGACAUCUGCCAGGGAGCUCUGGGUGACUGCUGGCUGCUCGCCGCCAUUGCCUCUCUGACCCUGAACCAGGAGGUUCUGGCUCGAGUCGUCCCUCAUGGACAGAGCUUCAGAAAAGGAGAGUACGCCGGCAUCUUCCACUUCCAGUUCUGGCAGUUUGGGGAGUGGGUGGACGUGGUGAUUGACGACCGUCUGCCGGUUAAAGAUGGAGAGUUGCUGUUCGUCCACUCGGCCGAGGGGAGGGAGUUCUGGAGCGCUCUGCUGGAGAAAGCCUACGCCAAGUUGAAUGGCUGUUACGAGGCUCUGUCUGGAGGAUCCACCACUGAGGGUUUCGAGGAUUUCACCGGAGGAAUCGCCGAGGUCCACGAGCUGAAACGACCCGAUGCUCAGCUGUUCCACAUCAUCCAGAAAGCUCAGAGCCGCGGCUCACUGAUGGGCUGCUCCAUAGACAUCACGAGCUCGUCUGAGUCGGAGGCCGUCACUUCUCAGAAGCUGGUGAAAGGCCAUGCCUACUCUGUGACCGGCACAGCUCAGGUGGAGCACCAGGGAGAAACAAAGAAGCUGAUCCGGAUCAGGAACCCCUGGGGACAGGUGGAGUGGACCGGAGCCUGGAGCGACAACUCGAUGCAGUGGCGUCAGAUCAGCUCCGAGGACCGCGAGCGUCUGAGUCAUCGCUCCGAGGACGGAGAAUUCUGGAUGUCUUUCACCGACUUCCUGCGACAUUACGACCGUCUGGAGAUCUGCAACCUGACGCCCGACGCCCUGAGCGACGACGCCGUCUCCAAGUGGGCGUUGUCCAAGUUCGACGGGAGCUGGAGGCGCGGAUCCACCGCCGGAGGCUGCAGGAACUACCCAGACACGUUCUGGACCAACCCUCAGUUUGUGAUCCAUCUGGAGGAGGAAGAUGACGACCCGGCCGAUGGCGAGGUCGGCUGCAGUUUCCUGGUCGGUCUGAUCCAGAAGAACCGGCGCCGCGCCCGGAAGCUGGGGGAGGACAUGCACACGGUCGGCUUCGCCAUCUACCAGGUUCCUGAUGAGUUCCGCGAUCAGAGGAACGUCCACCUGAAUAAGAACUACUUCCUGCGUCACGCCUCAGCCGCUCGCUCCGAGACGUUCAUCAACCUGAGGGAGGUGUGCAGCCGCUUCUGUCUGCCGCCCGGAGAAUACCUGAUCGUCCCGUCUACCUUCGAACCGCACAAGAACGGAGACUUCUGCGUCCGCGUCUUCUCCGAGAAACAGGCCGACUUUCAAGAGAUGGACGACCCUGUCGAGAGCAGAGUGGAGACGAUUGAGAUCGAUGAAGACGAUGUGGACGAUCGGUUCAGAAAACUGUUUGGACAGCUGGCUGGAGGGGACUGUGAGAUUUCCUCCUACGAGCUGCAGAAGAUCCUCAACAGAGUGGUGACCAAACGUUCUGACAUUAAGACCAGCGGCUUCAGCAUCACAACAUGUCGCAACAUGGUCAACAUGUUGGACAAAGACGGCAGCGGUAAACUGGGUCUGCUGGAGUUUAAAGUGCUGUGGACCAAAAUCGAGAGCUACCUGAGUGUUUACCGUCAGAAGGACGUGGAUAAUUCAGGGACGAUGAGCUCCACAGAGAUGAGGAUGGCUGUGGAGGAAGCUGGUUUCAGUCUGAACAACGCGCUGCAUCAGAUCCUGGUGGCUCGGUACAGCGAACCAGAUCUCACCAUCGACUUCGACAACUUUGUGGGCUGUCUGGUUCGCCUGGAGACCAUGUUCAACACGUUCUACACGCUGGACAAAGAUAAGUCAGGAAGCGUGGAGCUCAGCAUGAUGGAGUGGCUGAACGUGUCCAUGCUGUGAGGAACCAGAACCGGAUCAGAGCUGAGAUAUAGUCCGGGUGCUGACUGAAGAUUGUUUACAUGUUUAUUAUUAAUCAUGAAGGAGAGCGAUGUUUUAUUACUAAAUGUUCCGUUAUAUACCGGGGUUAAAGUGGGCUGGAACAGCGUUAUUACAUCAAACAAUAAAUCAAGCAGAACAGAAAUAGAAGCCUUGGAGUCAGACUAUGAAUGAGAAACAGAAUGAAUAAUGAAUGGUAGAGAAGGAGGUUCUGCAGAAUAUUCAGUUAUUAAAAGACUCAGUUAUUAAAAGA